Messenger RNA from Volvox carteri f. nagariensis, 1899 nucleotides. RefSeq lists its product as uncharacterized. NCBI's taxonomy places the organism in Eukaryota, Viridiplantae, Chlorophyta, Chlorophyceae, Chlamydomonadales, Volvocaceae. The transcript has 14 exons. Gene Ontology annotation, molecular function: FMN adenylyltransferase activity. Gene Ontology annotation, biological process: FAD biosynthetic process. Bases 1 to 1899 code for a protein of 632 amino acids. The record is from RefSeq and is a predicted model, not a curated record.
AUGGAUAUUCUACAGCAAAUUGAUAGCAUACCAGAUCCCGUCGUGGCUGACAAAGCCUGUAAAGCUGUUCAAGUCCUACGCAGAACAUGCGCGCUGUAUCCGCUUGACAAAAUUGCUUUCAGUUUCAAUGGAGGCAAGGAUUCAACGGUUUUACUACAUUUAUUGCGUGCCGCUGUGGCCCAGCUGGAAAAUUGCACCGAUUUGGGGGGACUGGGGGGUAUCAAAAGCUUCUAUUUCUGCAAUGACGACGACUUCCCCGAGGUCAAGGACUUCGUGCAGCGUACUGAUGCAGAGUGCGUGCAGAGCGUGGGGUACGGCCUGUGUGUGGAGUACCUGCGUCUGUCCGACUUCAAGCGGGGCCUGUGUGAGUACCUGGACAGGACGGGAGUGAUGGCCAUUGUGCUGGGGACAAGGAGGGGCGAUCCCAAUGGCGGUAACCAGGACUGCUUCUGCCCCAGCAGUGACGGCUGGCCGCCCUUCAUGCGGGUCAACCCCAUUAUUGACUGGACGUAUCACGACGUUUGGGUGUUCCUACGAGCCACCCACGUGCCGUACUGCAGUCUGUACGACCACGGGUACACAUCACUGGGCGGCACGGGAAACACGCUUCCGAACAGUGCCCUGCGGAGCUCCGACGGCAGUUACGAGCCCGCCUACAAGCUGGCGGAUGGGCGGCUGGAGCGAGUGGGGCGAGUGCACCCGGCCACACACAAGCAGGCGGCAACUCGGCACUCGCACCUGCACCCCCGUACACCACUUGCCAGCUCAAAGUGCCCGGGAGCGGUCCCGGGUCAGGAAGACAGCACCCACCCCCAGAAGGCGCAAAUCGAAGGACAGCAGCAAACUGACGGGCUCGGCGAGGAGGGGACGGAGGAGGAGGGGGAUGCGCGGCGGGGCGGCGGAGGGGCAGGAGGGGACGGUGCUGCACGAGAAGCGGGCUCGUCGUUGGCGACCAGCGGUGGUGGUGGGGCGGCAGGUGGUGGUGGUGGUGGUGGUGGUGGUCUGACUCACAGCGCCGCGAUCGUUAUCAUCGGGGACGAGCUUCUGUCUGGCAAGGUCGAGGAUGUGAACGCCCGCUUCCUUUGUCGCGAGCUGAGGUCCCUGGGCUGGCAGGUGACACGUGUGGUGUUUGUUCCGGAUGACGUGGAUGAGAUUGCCUCGGCGGUUCGGGCGCUGGCGGCUGUGGUACAGCUGGUGAUUACGGCGGGGGGCAUAGGGCCCACACUGGAUGACGUCACCAUGCAGGCAAGCAGAUGCGGGGUUAGGGGUCAGGGCGGGGAGCAGCGCAACGUCCUCGUCUCGUUGUCACUGCCCCUGGCGGCACUCCUCACUGCCCCCGCCCCCCCUUCGCUUCACUCGCUCGUGGGUAUCGCACGAGCUGUGGGGCAGCCCCUGGUCAGGCUCCCCGCACUGGUUGAGAGGCUGUCCUCCUACUUCGGCGGUCCGGCGGCCCUGAGUGAGGCCCACCUCAAGAUGGCUGAGGCGCCCCAGCACACGGAGCUAAUUGACUACACACUGCCGUACAGCGACCAUGUGUCCAAGUUCCCCCUGAUGAGGGUUAACAACAUCUACGUGCUGCCGGGUGUCCCCUCGCUGCUGGUUCAGAAGUGGAACGCCCUCAAGCCCCGGCUGCAGGAGGCGGCUCUGGCGCCCUUCAGGAAUGCCACCCUAAGACUUUCUGUCAAGGACGAGACCACCAUAGCCCCGGCGUUAGUGCGGGUGGCCUCCAGCCACGGUCUGGAUGUGGCGGUGGGGUCGUACCCGGUGGACCAGGGGAUCAUCAUCACACUGGACAGCAAAAACUCCGAGAAGCUGGAGGCGGCCAUUGCAGAGAUCCAGCAGCUGCUGCCCGGGGAGGCGGUGGUGGCGCUGGAGAGGGAUGUGGACUCCCUGGCGUGA